AUGCAUCUUCUAUAUGGAUUGUUGGGUAUUAACUGUGCUGUUUUUGGUCUUUGGCAGUUACGCUACAGUAACUCCAGGUUGUACAGAUUGCUUGAACAGUACUUUCUCAUGGAUAGGAACUCACUCACGCGGAAGACUAAUUGGUCAGUGGUUUUCUCUACUUUCAGCCACCAGGAUUUCUUCCACUUGUUAAUUAAUAUGGGAUGUCUCUACAGCUUUGCCAUUUCCAUGAUCAGCGUUAUGGGUGUAUCUAACUUUACUACUGUCUACUUGAUCUCAGGCUGUGUCUCAUCUUUGGCUUCGAUGAUCUUCAGCUUUUUGACUAGCAGUUAUGGCUGCUCCUUGGGUGCCUCGGGUGCCAUUUCGGCCAUAUUUGCAGCAUUUACCGCAUUAUUUCCGGCGGCACACGUCGCAUUCUUUGUCUUUCCUAUCCCUGGAGGAGCCAUUACUGCAUUGGCCCUAUUUACUGCCUACAAUGUUGGGGGAUGCCUCUUUAAAUGGUCCACCUUCGAUUUCGCUGCUCACUUGGGUGGUACCGUGAUCGGAUAUCUAUGGGGAUUGAGUUACAAAAAGGAACUCAAAGAUCGGUCCAGAAAAAGACGGGGAUACUGGUAA
Molecule: messenger RNA, 615 nt
Organism: Brettanomyces nanus
Lineage: Eukaryota; Fungi; Ascomycota; Pichiomycetes; Pichiales; Pichiaceae
Exons: 1
Coding region: 1-615 (204 amino acids)
Cellular component (GO): membrane
Molecular function (GO): serine-type endopeptidase activity
Source: RefSeq, a predicted model, not a curated record